Kogia breviceps (pygmy sperm whale) is the source of this 1507-nucleotide messenger RNA. Lineage: Eukaryota; Metazoa; Chordata; Mammalia; Artiodactyla; Physeteridae. The record is from RefSeq and is a predicted model, not a curated record.
CCGGACCUCUGGGUCUGAGGGAGGACGGGGCUGGGACCAACCUUCCGGCUUCUGGCUUUCCUGGCAACGCCCCCCAGGGCCGGGCUUCCAGGAUCCAGCCCCUAUUUACCGUUCGACCCCAAGACCUCACCGGACUUCGAGGUGGAUAGAAGCCUGGAGGGAGUGACAGUCUCGCGCGGGAUGGCAACGGGAACGCGCUAUGCUGGGAAGGUGGUCGUCGUGACCGGGGGCGGGCGCGGCAUCGGAGCCGGGAUCGUUCGAGCCUUCGUGGAAAGCGGUGCCCAAGUGGUUAUCUGUGACAAAGAUGAGUCCGGGCGUCGGGCGCUGGAGCGGGAGCUUCCUGGCACUGUCUUUCUGCUCUGUGAUGUGACUCAGGAGGAAGAUGUGAGGACCCUCGUUUCUGAGUCCAUCCACCGUUUCGGCCGCCUGGAUUCAUACCCGGGAGAUGAUCAUCAGGAUGCAUUUCAAUGGGGCGGGGGGAGAUCCAGGGGCUUGGGUGGCUUACCCUGCCUUCUGUCUCCCCAGCUCGCCCUUCCUCACCUGCGCAAGAGCCGGGAGAAUGUCAUCAACAUCUCCAGCCUGGUCGGGGCAAUUGGCCAGUCCCAGGCGGUUCCCUAUGUGGCCACCAAGGGGGCAGUAACAGCCAUGACCAAAGCCUUGGCCCUGGAUGAGAGUCACAAUGGUGUCCGUGCCAACUGCAUCCCCCCAGGAAACAUCUGGACCCCACUGUGGGAAGAGCUGGCAGCCUCAACACCUGACCCCACAGUCACAGUCCGAGAGGGCAUGCUGGCCCAGCCCCUGGGCCGCAUGGGCCAGCCAGCGGAGGUGGGGGCUGCUGCUGUGUUCCUGGCUUCCGAAGCCAGCUUCUGCACUGGGAUUGAGCGGCUAGUGACUGGGGGUGCAGAGCUGGGGUAUGGGUGCAAGGCAGGUCGGGGCGCCCCCGUGGAGGCCCCCACCAUCCCUUCGUGAUCUCCCACAUUUCCACUUGGGCCUCCCUGACUAGGGCUCUCCCACCCAAAACUCAGUCUCCCAAAUUCCAGUUUUCCCCCACAACUCUAGACAUCAAGCCCACUUACCAAUGUGCCAGACCACCGCACAGGUUCCCAUAAAAGCGCUCUGCAGCCAGAAGGAGGAAGGCAUCAUUACAUUUAUUUUUGGCCCUUUAUGAGUCCUACCACACCAGGACCCCAUCCCCCCUCCCCACCCAGCCCCACGCAUUCCCACGCGUGGCCUGGACCCGAGGGACUACAACUCCCGGCAGGCUUUGCAGCAGGAGCCUGUAGCAGGGUCUCCUGGGGAAAGUAUUGCAGGUCGGCUUCACCAGCACGCUAAUUAAAAAGGUCCGUAGGGGAGAGUAAAUUAAGCUCCGAUUAGGAGAUAAUGGAGGAGGUAAAGCAAAAAGAUCUGCGCUUUAUUCUGGGCCCUUAGGGAAAAGGAGUUUUGACCUUGCUGCCCGCCGAGUAGGAGGGUGGCCAGCGCCAAAAGUCCUGAUGGAAGAGAAAGCCGG